AUGUCGACACCCUCUAAGCGUAGAUUGAUUCGAGACUUCAAGCGAUUGUCUUCUGAUCCUCCUGGUGGUAUAUCUGGAGCGCCCUGUGCAGAUAAUCUGCUCGUGUGGAAUGCUGUGAUUUUUGGACCAUCAGAUACGCCAUUCGAAGAUGGCACCUUCAAGCUUUUGCUCACCUUCGACGAGUCAUACCCCAAUAAGCCACCUUCCGUGAAAUUUUUAAGCAAAAUGUUCCAUCCAAAUGUGUAUGCGAACGGAGAGCUAUGUCUUGAUAUUCUUCAAAAUCGAUGGAGUCCUACUUAUGACGUAGCGGCGAUCCUCACUAGUAUUCAAAGUUUGCUACACGAUCCUAAUCCUAACAGUCCCGCAAAUGCCGAAGCAGCAUCGCUAUAUCGCGAAAAUAUGAAGGAAUAUGUUCGACGCGUAAAGCUCACAGUCGAACAAAGUUGGAUUGACGAGACAGAAGAAGCGCAAGCCUAUGCAGAUGCGGACGCGUAG
Malassezia restricta is the source of this 495-nucleotide messenger RNA. RefSeq names its product ubiquitin-conjugating enzyme E2 A. Lineage: Eukaryota; Fungi; Basidiomycota; Malasseziomycetes; Malasseziales; Malasseziaceae. Gene Ontology annotation, biological process: proteasome-mediated ubiquitin-dependent protein catabolic process; DNA repair; protein polyubiquitination. The record is from RefSeq and is a predicted model, not a curated record. Gene Ontology annotation, molecular function: ubiquitin conjugating enzyme activity. Bases 1 to 495 code for a protein of 164 amino acids. Gene Ontology annotation, cellular component: HULC complex. The transcript is spliced from 3 exons.